AUGAACCUUGUUGUGCGAGGGCUGCGGUCGCAGGAGAACUCUUUGGGGACCCGCAAGUUGCUUUUGUUUGCCUGUGUUGCUGAUGGGUUUGCUUAUUGUCUCCCCUUCUUUCUAGCUGGGUUGCCCUUCCUCAUCAUUGAAACGAGCACAAUCCAGCCCUACCAGCGGGGCUUCUACUGUGAUGAUGACAGCAUCAGGUACCCGCUGAAGACGAUGGAGACAAUCAACGACGCAGUGCUGUGUGCUGCGGGCAUCCUCAUUGCCAUUCUUGCCAUUAUAACGGGAGAGCUCUACCGCAUCCACUACCUGAAGGAGAAGUCGCGCUCCUUUAUCCAGAACCCCUAUGUGGCAGCGCUCUACAAGCAGGUGGGCUGCUUCGUUUUUGGCUGUGCCAUCAGCCAGUCCUUCACAGACAUUGCCAAAGUGUCCGUCGGGCGCUUGCGGCCACAUUUCCUGGAAGUUUGCGAUUUGGAUUUCUCCACAAUCAACUGUGCUAAGGGAGUUUACAUCCAAAAUUACACCUGCAGGGGAAGCGACAGCAAGGUCCAGGAAGCCAGGAAAUCCUUCUUCUCUGGGCACGCAUCUUUCUCCCUCUACACCAUGCUGUAUUUGGUGUUUUAUCUGCAGGCCAGAUUCACGUGGAAGGGAGCCCGCCUGCUCCGUCCCCUCCUCCAGUUCACCCUCAUCAUGAUGGCGUUUUACACCGGCCUGUCCCGUGUGUCGGACCACAAGCAUCACCCCACCGACGUGCUGGCGGGCUUUGCACAGGGAGCCCUGGUGGCUUACUGCGUGGUGUUUUACGUCUCAGAUCUUUUCAAGCCCAAGACAAAGACUUGCCUGCCUCCACCUCCUAUCCGGAAGGAGAUCCUUUCACCUGUGGACAUCAUUGAGCGGAAUAACCAUCACAACAUGGUGUAGACCUUCGAGAAAUCGGAUGGGUGUCGUAUUUUAUUUUAAAAUUUUUUUUUUUUUG
Messenger RNA from Nipponia nippon (crested ibis), 973 nucleotides. Lineage: Eukaryota; Metazoa; Chordata; Aves; Pelecaniformes; Threskiornithidae. The record is from RefSeq and is a predicted model, not a curated record.